AUGUCGUCACCUCCAACAUCUAAGCGCAUCAAGACAUCAGUCUCAAACACCCUGCCCCCUCAACUUUUAACUCAACAACAGAUAAAUCCUUUCCAGCAGAGGCUCCCCGCUUACGAGGGUAUUCCGAUGCCCCCGGUUCAAGUAUCGCCUCAGAACCCCCGAAAGCGCCGAUCCUCUCCUCAGUCCAACACUGCGCCAACAAUGGCUGCGCCAGUAACGUCGACUGCUACUUCGGGAAAUACCUCACAAAAUGCUCGUGCCGGCGCACCAGAGGCCGCGCCCAAGAAGAAAGGGCGCACUAAUACUCCCUGGACUGCGGAAGAAGAACAGAGACUCAAAACCAUGCGCGACGCCGGUCGCAGCUGGAGUGAGAUCGCCAAGGCAUUUCAGUCGGUUGCACUCCGGGAUGCAAUCAAGGAAUAUGAGGCCAACAAAUGGAAAGUCAUCGGGCAGAAAGUUGGGAAGCCCGCGAAGGCAUGCGAGCAGUAUGCCAAGGAACAUUUCAAAAAUAUUUGA
Molecule: messenger RNA, 516 nt
Organism: Aspergillus clavatus NRRL 1
Lineage: Eukaryota; Fungi; Ascomycota; Eurotiomycetes; Eurotiales; Aspergillaceae
Exons: 4
Coding region: 1-516 (171 amino acids)
Source: RefSeq, a predicted model, not a curated record